CGUCAUCUGCGCAAAAAGGCAAACGACAGAGCAGCAAGUUCUGCAACAAUCACCAGCAGUAGCCUAAUAAAAAUGGAUGACAAUAUCUCAAGUUUGGAAACAGAUGUACCUUGUAACAAACCAGAAGUAGUUCUCACUAUUUUACACUUUAAUGAUGUGUACGAAAUAGAAGCAAGACCAGAAGAACCGGUUGGAGGAGCCGCAAGGUUUGCCACUGCUCUAAAAGUAUUCCAGUCGCUGAACCCUUUGGUCGUUUUCAGUGGUGACUGUCUGAGCCCUUCCUUGCUAAGCACAGUCACAAAGGGAAAGCAUAUGGUAGAUGUUCUAAAUAAAUUAGGAGUCCACUGUGCCGUGUAUGGCAAUCAUGAGUUUGACUUCGGUGUGGACCUCUUGGAAGAACAGACUAAAAUUAUGACCUUCCCAUGGUUCCUUAGCAAUGUGUAUGACAGGUUCACUAGUGAAACGCUGGGCCAUGGCUUGGUCAGCAGCAUCCUGGAGUGGAACGGCCUGAAGAUCGGUAUCAUGGGCCUGGUAGAGGAGGACUGGCUGGAUACCCUGAGCACUGUGGACAAGAACAACAUCAACUAUAUAGACUAUGUGGAGACAGCAGAUCGGCUGUCUGCUGAGCUGAGGGACAAAGGGGCUGACCUGGUCAUCGCACUCACACACAUGAGGUGGCGUAAUGACAUCAGGCUAGCAUCCGAGUCCAACGGUGUGGAUCUCAUCCUGGGAGGACAUGACCAUGAGUACGGGGUUCUGGAGGUCAGUGGGAUUCUGAUCGUGAAGAGCGGCUCAGAGUUCAGGUACCUUUCCAAGAUUGAUGUUGUGAAGGACCAGGAUGGGACUUUCAAGUACAGCUGUGAAAAGAUAGCCACAGUGAAAGACCUUGAGGAAGAUGCAGAAAUCCAGCAGAUUGUGAAAGGAUACACUGAUAAUAUGCAGCACAUGCUUGGAGAGGUCCUGUGCCACACAGACGUGGCCUUGGAUGGACGCUACGCCACCGUGAGACGAGCAGAGUGCAACCUGGGUAAUCUGGUCACCAAUGCCAUGCUGGAGGCCACUCAUGCUGAGGUGGCAUUUUUAAACUCAGGUACUCUGCGUUCUGACCGCUUACACCCGGUGGGCCCCCUGACCAUGCAUGACCUGCUGCAGAUCCUGCCCAUAAAUGACCCAGUGCUGGUGGUGGAGGCCACAGGGCAGCAGCUCUAUGAGGGCCUGGAGAAUGGAGUCCGCAACUACCCUGCUCUGGAUGGAAGAUUUCCCCAGGUUUCUGGGAUCCAGUUUGGCUUUGAUCCCAAUGGAAAACCUGGCCACAGAGUCAUCGCUGAGACUGUGAAGGUUCAAGGCAAGAGUCUGGAUAGAGACAGAAAGUAUGUGGUGGCCAUGAAAGAAUUCUUAACUAAGGGCAAAGAUGGCUACACCAUGUUCAGUGGCUGUCCUCAUAGGAACGACAUAGAGAAUGCUCAGAUCCUGUCUACUGUCCUUAUCAACCACUUUGAGUCUGGCCAGAUCUUCAGAGGCAUGAAGAGGUGCAAGUCUGGCCACAGGAUGGGCCUUAUCAAGGUGUCCAGCAGCCCCUCUGUGUCUGCCAUUGAGAGAUCCAAGAGUGAGAAUCUGGAGGGAGAGGUGAGAGUGGCUGUGGUGCCCGGAGUGGAGGGCAGGAUAUUCCAUGUCCACCCUGAGGGCCAUUCAGAAACAGAAAGCUAACAGUGGGCAGGGCUCUUCCUCAUCUGAGAAUACCACAGAGCAACUAAGCCAGGACUCCAUAGUCACUGUGUGAGCCAGGGGACAUUACAUCAAGUAUUUCGCAUCUCUCAUCUGCUGCUUGCUUUUUAUCAGCCUCAUAAACAAGGCGGACUGUCAAUAAACGCUUGGACAGCAACAUGAGAUGAAAGUAAUUAAUUGUAUUACUUCCAGGAACAAACACUAAUUGUUUUGACUUGAAGUUGUAAAUGCAAUUCAUUGACAUUGCACUCAAAAUUACUCAAAAUAAUUUCAGUCAAUAAAUGUGAAUAUCGAAAACGAAUAUAUUACCAAAAAUGUAAUUACAC
Coregonus clupeaformis (lake whitefish) is the source of this 2051-nucleotide messenger RNA. Its product is annotated as trifunctional nucleotide phosphoesterase protein YfkN-like. NCBI's taxonomy places the organism in Eukaryota, Metazoa, Chordata, Actinopteri, Salmoniformes, Salmonidae. Gene Ontology annotation, biological process: nucleotide catabolic process. Gene Ontology annotation, molecular function: hydrolase activity. Bases 73 to 1707 code for a protein of 544 amino acids. The transcript is spliced from 9 exons. The record is from RefSeq and is a predicted model, not a curated record.